AACGUAAGCAAUUGUACUGAUGCUCUAGUAUAGUAUUCAACUUCUUUGCUGUUUAAUAAAAAUAUCUACUUGUAAAAAUGAAUUUGAAAAGCAUAAUUUGUAUAUUUGUAGCCACGAUAUUAUUCGUAAUGAUGUCGGGUGUAUCAGCCGGCGACGAGCCAGAAGCUGGACCUUGGUGUGGAGUUUGGCACACAGUAAGACAAGGAGCUGUAAGACCACAACCUUACGGGGUACCAGCAACAGAACCACCACCACCACCACCACCACCACCACCACCACCACCGCCACCACCACAACAACCACAACAAUAAAUGUGUAAUUCAGUAUCUAAAAACUAACUCCCGCUAACGACAGUUAAAUGUUCAAACAAAACUACAGUAUUCAAGAUCCGUGUCACAUUCUCAAAAUGUAUAUGCUUACUAAUAUGUGUAUAUUGUAAAAUGUUUAUCUUUGUUUAUCACAAUUGUGUCUUGACCUUCAGAUUUUUCUAAUAACAAUGUAUUCCAAGUAACAUAUAUUUUGUUACCUAUCAUAUAAAUUAUAUUAUGUCUAUUAUAUUUAUCUCUCUACCAAUAAAAAGAAUA
This is a messenger RNA of Adelges cooleyi (spruce gall adelgid), 584 nucleotides long. RefSeq lists its product as uncharacterized. The transcript is spliced from 4 exons. The coding region runs from base 78 to 311 and encodes 77 amino acids. NCBI's taxonomy places the organism in Eukaryota, Metazoa, Arthropoda, Insecta, Hemiptera, Adelgidae. The record is from RefSeq and is a predicted model, not a curated record.